Emiliania huxleyi CCMP1516 is the source of this 1344-nucleotide messenger RNA. RefSeq lists its product as hypothetical. Gene Ontology annotation, molecular function: amino acid transmembrane transporter activity. NCBI's taxonomy places the organism in Eukaryota, Haptophyta, Isochrysidales, Noelaerhabdaceae. The record is from RefSeq and is a predicted model, not a curated record. Gene Ontology annotation, cellular component: vacuolar membrane. Gene Ontology annotation, biological process: amino acid transmembrane transport. The transcript is spliced from 2 exons. The coding region runs from base 1 to 1344 and encodes 447 amino acids.
AUGACCUCGGCGCACCGCGUGCAGCCGCAGCGGCUGUCUCAGCCGAUUGACGAUUCCGAGAAGGCGGUCGGCGCUGCGGAAUGGUGGAACGCCGGCAUGGUGAUACUGGGCGAGGUCAUGGGCACGGGGGUGCUGGGGCUCGCCGGACAUGCCACCGGCCUCGGAUACCUCAUCGCGUUCCCGGCCAUGGUCAUCUUUGGCUUCACCUCAACGUACUCGGGCCUGCUCCUCUGCCGAUGCAAGGUCGAUCUCUUCGCUGGGGAGGGGGUAGGGGGCUACGGAGACCUCGCAACAACGGUCGGCGGCCCAAUCUUUGGCGCCUUCACCAAGUUUAUGAUCGUCAUCAACUGGUACUUGCUCAUGCCCUACUACCUCGUCGCCUCUGGCGGCUCGCUCUCGGUCGUGGCUCCCGACGCGCCCGUCUGCGGCUACAUCUGGACCCUCAUGAUGGCCAUCCUCAUCCUCCCGCCGAUGCAGUUCACCACUUUGACAGAGGUGUCGCUGCUUUGCGGCGCCUCCACCGCCGCCAUCAUCAUCGUGAUCUUCCUCAUCAUCGUCCAGCUCAUGAUGGAUGGACCCGAAGGGGGCAGCUUUGGCGCAAACUGGGACGCGAUCAGCCCCGACAUCACGCCCCUUGGAUUCUUUGGAUCGCUCUCCUCAUUUGUCUUUGCCUACCAGGGCCAAGACAUCUUUUGCGAGAUUAUCUCCGAGAUGCGGGAGGAGAAGGACGCACCCAAGGCGAUCGGCAUGUCGUACGGCCUCAUGACGUUCGUCUACAGCAUCACGACGGUCCUCGCCUACGGAAUGAAGGGCAGGGACGUGCAGGGCUUCCUUCCGGACGCGAUCACGGGCGGCGGCCUCACGCAGUUCGUCGGCGUGCUUCUCUUCUUCCACAUCCUCACCGCCUACCUCUGCAUCGGUAUCCCCUUCCUCAACGUGAUGCACGCCAAAUUCUCCGCCUGCGGCUGCUUUGGGGCCAUCCACGAGGGCUCCGUCGGCGCCCGCGUCGCUUGGUUCAUCAUCUCCUUAAUCACUGUCGCGACCACCUAUUUGCUCGCCGCCGCGUUCCCCUUUUUCGACGCGCUUCAGGUGCUGCUCGGCGCCCUCGCGGGCGCCCCGAUCGUCUUUGGCUGGCCGGCCAUGUUCUACCUCCUCGGCUGCAGGAUGAAGGGCGUGGCGGUUGGCUGCUUUGACCUGAUCAUGUGCAUCAUUUACUUUGCCUGCACGCUCCUCUUUGGCAUCCUUGGGACGAUGGACGCGGUCGGAUACGUGAACGAAAUGCUGAACGACCCGAACGUCCAUGUCGGAUUCGACUGCGUGCUGGGUGGAGACGGCGGCGAGUAG